AUGGAUGUUCAAGAGGAAGGUACUGUUUUAUCCACACAUGACCACACCACUAAGGGAGAUAAUCACGAAAAUCAUGAAGAUGUGAAUCUGAGGAAAACACAAUGGUCCAACAAGUUUCAGGGCAUCCUUGCUCUUCUCGGAUUCUCAGUGGGUCUAGGCAACCUGUGGAGGUUCCCUUAUCUCUGUCAAAGGAACGGCGGUGGGGCGUUCCUGAUUCCGUAUGUCAUCUCGACAGCUGUGGUAGCCGUCCCACUCUUUAUUCUUGAAGUUGCUCUCGGUCAGUUUUCAGCCCAAGGACCAAUCAAGGUUUGGGCAAUAUGUCCACUGAUGAAAGGUGUUGGUUUUUGCAUACUGUUCGUCACCUGCAUCGUCGUCCCGUACUACAGCAUGGUGUUUGCCUGGGCCCUCUACUACCUGUACAGCUCCUUCUCUACCGUCCUGCCCUGGACCACGUGUGACAACUCAUGGAACACCCUGCAGUGUACGAAUGUAGGUGCUAAGACAACAUAUACAGACACUAAUAAUACCGAAUAUACAAGUGAAGACAUCCGGCGUGGAAACAGCAGCAGCAAACAGGAGUCUCCACGCACGUUUGGUCAUACAUCGACAGAAGAGUUCUGGCAGUGA
Molecule: messenger RNA, 627 nt
Organism: Haliotis rufescens (red abalone)
Lineage: Eukaryota; Metazoa; Mollusca; Gastropoda; Lepetellida; Haliotidae
Product: sodium-dependent dopamine transporter-like
Exons: 4
Coding region: 1-627 (208 amino acids)
Biological process (GO): sodium ion transmembrane transport
Cellular component (GO): membrane
Source: RefSeq, a predicted model, not a curated record